AUGAUAGAUGAAUCAAAGGGGGAUUUCAUUAAUCUUUUAAGCGAAAAUGAAAAAAUUGCUGAAGAAAAACUUAAGGAAUAUAUUGGUGAAGCAAAGACAUUUGGAGUUAAAGAAGAAGGAAAAGGCAAGAAUGUAGUUAUGACUCCAUUAAAAAUUAGCGAAAAUGAACUUGAACCGCAAGUAAAAAAUUUACAGUCAGGUCAUAUUAAUCAAAAUCAGGAUGAUCAAAGCAAGGGGAAGGGUAAAGAACCAAUUAUAAUAGAAUCGGACGAGGAAAUGGAAUAUACUCCAAAGAUUAAUGAAAAAAAUGAAGAUGAUAAAACGGAUAAAGAAUAUUUGGAAAUUAUUCCUGAACCAUCUGGAAUUAUAAAUUUAGAUGAAUAUCUUGGUAAGCCUUUGACGAAAACAAUAGAAAUUAACGAAGAUGAACACGAAAUGCACAACGAAGAACUUCAGUCAGGUCUUAAUGAUCAAAAGCAUGAUGAUCAAAGCAAAGGGAAGGGUAAAAUUAAUGAGGAAGUUGAAAGUCCUAAAACUUAUGCAGGCCAGUUGGAGAAUUUGCGUAAAAUUCUUGAAAUUAAGAAUUCAAAGGAUUUAGGCAAGCUAACGAAAUUUACUGAAGAUUAUCCAAAAACCAACUGUAUAGUCUUUAAACUAGUAUAG
Messenger RNA from Meloidogyne enterolobii, 663 nucleotides. Lineage: Eukaryota; Metazoa; Nematoda; Chromadorea; Rhabditida; Meloidogynidae. The record is from the annotation of a GenBank genome assembly.